Molecule: messenger RNA, 1687 nt
Organism: Cuscuta campestris
Lineage: Eukaryota; Viridiplantae; Streptophyta; Magnoliopsida; Solanales; Convolvulaceae
Source: the annotation of a GenBank genome assembly
CAAGAGAGAAAUACAGAGAAUUUCCUCCCAAAUAAUUCUUUCAUGAUAUCGGAGCCAAAACCCUAGAGUUUUUCAGCGACUACUGUUCACGAUCGCCUGGCAUGGCGUCCAUCGAUCGUUGCUCAGUUUCAGUCGUUUGUUGUUGUUGCCGGAAAACGGAACGGUCGACCGUUGCUCUUGAACGGUCGAGCACGUCGACCGUCUCGUCGGCAGAUUGUGUGAUAGAUGCUGCUGUUGAUUCUUCUGCCACCGCCGUAUGCCACUCUGCUACCGCCAUGGCCGAUGAACAACCAAGGAAGAUGUUUUUCUCCCUAUCAUCGUGUGUUUCUAGUAUGAAGCUUUCAGAAAUUGGUAUGGGUGAGCAGGAAGGAGGACUUUAUUACUUCAAGGAGCCAGAAAAGAAGAUGGUGUGCAGUGCGAAGAAGGAGAGUGCAUCUCUUGAUACAGGAAGUAAAAAUGAGGUUAGCUCUUAUGAUGAAGAUGAAGAAACGCGGACGGAAGAACAGAUGGACCGUUCCAGGAGGGACGGUGGACCAGAGGAAAGCGGUAGAGCAGACAGGCUACAGACGGUCGACCUGAUGGACCGUUCGGAUGUCCACGGUCGACCGUCCGAGAGGCAGAAUGACGGGUUCCUGAGAGAUGACCAAACGGUCGACCUGGUGGACCGUUCUGAUAUCCACGGUCGACCGUCCGCAAGGCAGAAUGACGUUUCUUUGGGAGAUGAUCAAACGGUCGACUGUGAUAUGGAAGACGGUCGACCAUCUCCGAGAUCCCCCCAGCCCAAUGAAGCCAACGACCCCCUUGUGGCGAUGGUGAACCAAGCAUGGUACCAUAACAACUAUCUCGCCAUCAACAUUAUCCUUGAGGGGUUGGGAGAUUCGUUGUACCCCGUCUACGCCGGUGCAAAGCUUGCCAAGGAGCUUUGGAAUAGCUUGAACAAAAAGUAUCAAGCUGAAGAUGCCGGCACAAAGAAGUUCAUCGUCGGGAAGAUGCUGGACUACAAGAUGGUCGGGAGCAAAUCUGUUGUCGCCCAGGCUGAGGAGCUUACAGUAAUCUUCAACAAGUGCAAUAAAGAGAAAGUAGGCGUCAGCGAAGCCUUCCAAGUGGCGGACAUCAUCCACAAACUUCCCCGGUCGUGGGAAGACUUCCAAGCCGACCUCAAGCUCAAGAGAACGGAGCUAAACCCGGAGCAACUGCUCACACGACUGAGAAUCAGAGAGGAGGGGCUUGCUAGAAGAAGUGGAAGGGCAAAGGCGAAUGUGGUAGAACAUCCGUCGGGCUCUUCACAUGGCGGGAAGGACAAAAAGAAAAUGGGUCCUAAGGGUGGUGUUUCAAAAUUUGUAGGGAAAUGCUACAACUGUGGCAUUACCGGGCAUCGUUCCUCUGAUUGUAGGAAAAAGAAGCCACAAAAGGGAAAGAAGAAAACCACUGAAGCCAUGUGUGCGGAGCUGGACAACUUGGACCUCUGCGCGGUUGUCACCGAGGUGAAUCUAGUCAGUUCGUCCAAACGUUCUCAUACUGAGAUGAUGGAUAAUGAUGAUCCAAAUCAGUUGAAUUCCGAUGACGAUGAUGAAGUCGAACAUGAGACUGGACUGAGACGAAGUACAAGAAUGCGAACUGAAAAGAUGUUCGGUUUCUGACUUCAUAACAUAUCUGAUAGAAUUUGACAAAGGAACUUUGUCAUUUC